CGCCGUCACCAUGCGGCGGCACGCGCGCCUCCACGCGCCCCGCCCCAGGAACUUCGUCUGCGCCAAGUGCGGCAAGGCCUUCUACGACAAGACGACGCUGCAGCAGCACGAGAAGGUGCACUCGGGCAAGACGGUGCCCUGCGACCACGCCGGCUGCAUGUACCGCUGCCGGUCGCUCUCAGAGCUGGCCUUUCACCGCCGGACGCACUCCGACGAGCGCUCCUUCCACUGCGACGCCUGCAACUUCUCCACCAAGACCAAGUCGCAGCUCGUCCGACAUGUGAAGAUGCACUUGAACGAGCGCGCGCACCGCUGCCAGCACUGCUCGUUCAGCUCGAGGGUGUCUUCCCACCUGCGCAGACAUAUGCGUGUCCACACUGGAGCCAAGCCCUUUCGCUGCCCUCACUGUACCUUCAACUGCAGCAGCCUCGAAAACCUACGUAAACACGUACUGAGCACCGCGAAGCACCAGGGGAAGUACAUGUACCAGUGCCACCUGUGCGACUUCGGCUGCAACAUGGCGGCCGACUUCCGUGCCCACCUGGUGGUCACGCACCCCAACGCCUUCCCCGACAGCGAAUGCGCCGCAUCGUACGCCACGGGCAUCUACCAGCGCGCCGACGACCCAGUCUCCGUCGACCAUCCACUCGAGCGCCAGCCGCGGAAGCGGAAGAGGCAGACCAAGUCGGCGGGCAGCUCUGAAGACACGCCAGUGGCGAACCCAGCCACACUACCUAUUGUGCAAGAGCCCGAGAGCCGCGUCGCUUCUGGUGGAUCUGCCGACAACCUCAAACAGCUGCAGCCUGCUGAGCUGACUGCCCAGCCAGCCAACGAAGAAGUCUCAUCUGUGAAAGUGAAACCAGAGCCCACAACACUGCAUUCUGACGAUCGGACUCUGCUGGAACCCGAGGAACAAACAGUGGGGCAGUCCCCGCCCAAAAGGAAACUGCAGUCCUCGACACCGAAGUCAGCUACCUCAACAGCUUCAAACUGCUCACCGCCAGGGCAUCAGACGACAUCCCAGACGGCACAGGCGAAGCACAGAAUACGCCUCGUGACUGCGACAAAGUCGGCGGCACAGCAUCCCGUUGGCAGUGUUCGUCAACUGACUCCUUCAGUACCUCCCCCACUCCAAAUUUCUCCACUGUCGAUUCAGAUCCCAGUGGUACCGACGGUGACGACACAAAUACAACCGAAAAUAGCCAUUCCAGCCAUCAGAAAUUCUACAGCUGCUACAGCUGCGCGUCCACUGGUUGGAGUGCCUGUUCCUCAGCUGCAGACGUUUCGGGCCACAACUGGCUGUCAGGUGCCACAGCUGCUGGUACAGCCGGCACCGUUAGCAUUCAUUCUGUCACAGCCGGGCAACGUCCUUCAGAAGUCUACAGCCACCAUUCAGCCCAAGAGUACUGCUAGUCCAACACUAGUGACGGUACGUGCCGAAAGUCCCAGGCCCCUGACACCUUCUGUGAUCCAGCUCUCACCAUCUGUCAUCUGUACUCCACAGCUACAGUUAGCAUCCAACGUUUCUGUCGGUAAAACCGUACGACCUUUAUCCUUGACGACAUUGUCCUCAGUACCAGGAACCAAAGAAUCUUUGAUCACUCCUGCUACGAUCUCUUCCAAAGCCCAGACUCAGGCAAAAUUUACAAGAAACGUUGUAGUAAAAUCUCAGUCACUUCAGAAUGCAGUCCAAUUAAAGAAAGCAACAGCAUCAGUUCCAGCAACAGGACAAAAGUUUCCACCACUUCUGAGGCCGGCUUUGGGUGUGACGCUCCAAAAGACAGCCCAGUCUUCAGUGACAGCUACAACGUCAGUGGCCUCGCUGACAACACAAAUGAGUGGAACGCCAAGUGAUCAUCGGGACUAUAUCAGUCAGACAAGGAGUGGCGUUGCGAGGGUCCUUACGUCAAUCGACAACGCGGAGCGUCCUGGCACGGCAUCGAGCAGUGAGACACAAACGAGCAGUAACAUUAAAGUGGAAGACAGCGAUACGGACGAACCAGCUGACCAGCGGUGACGUCACCAUGCUGCGGACAACCUCAUCGUGGGAGUGACGUCGUAAUGUGAAGUCCCCACGUCACGACGCAGGUCGUCAGAGUAUGUGCAGUGAAAGACAAUCCAUUGCUUUAUUUUCUUCGUUAACACGCGAGGAAAUCCGUCAGUCAGUCAGUACGAAACAGAAACGGCAACAUAAUCAGUCGAGCACUACAGCCGACAGCAGCGUGUAUUAGUUUUAUGAGAGCGAUAUCUCAAAUCCAGCCUGUCUUCGUAAAAAAGGAGACGUGAAGCUCCGCAAUGAAAAUAUCGUCGAUAUUAAAUAAACUUCAUUGCAAGGGAUUGGCUCUGCAAAUUUCUUCUUUUUUCGCAACUGAAAUCGUUGUUUUGAUCUGCACCAGAAAACGGGAAACUCGUGUGAUUUCCGUGGUUAGCGGGAUUUGUGAUGAUUUAUUUUCGGGGUUCCUUGCCGUAUUGAUGACUCCAUUCUGCGUGCAGAAUAUUUCGACGUCUGAUCUAGUCGUCUUUUUGAGGUUGUGACAUUCUUGGCCAGUGGCAACACUUUUUAUGUCGAAAUUUGUCUGGAUAACGCAUCAAGUGGCUGUAUAACCAUUUUCACAUUCAUUAAAAAUACUUAUUUUCUGAUCGACUGUACAGUCUAAGGUGGAAAGUCUCAGGCCGACUAUACAAUAGUUAUUGCUUAUUGGUUGUUACAUCAGUUUUAAAAAAAGAAACACUCAGUUACAUGUUUCCAAUAAAAAAUAAAAACCCUGCUUCUCAAGUCAACGUGGCUAACAUCUUUCCAGCCACAAAUUUAUAAGAAAUAUCACGGAGCCGUCGGCACUGACUGACACUCGGCCUUGUUCAUACAAGAGAUCGGCAAUUUCCGUCACUUCUCUCAGAAGCGGUUUUAUUUAAAGACUGCGCCAUUUACGUGAUUAGUUAGGUGUAAAAAGCUAUUCCAACAGAUUUGUUGGUGGAACGCCAAAAAUACGCAAUUAAGGAUUUUAAAUGAUGUCCUUCGCAGAAUACCAGUUAAUUUGGUUUAGAAUCUCCAUUUAUAAUUGUUUAUUGACAUUGGAUUUGCUAGAAAAAGACAUUGGUAUUGGUGACAUUUAAAACCAAUUACUUUUCCCCAUUACAAAAAUUGUAAUAAUAAUUUUGUUGAUGUAAGUCAUUCACUGUGCGUAAAGGUUGAUAUGGCGUUAAAAACUUCCAGUGAUGAAUGUGCUGGAGGCAAUAAAUGAUUUUAUAUGGCUAUAUUAAUUCUUUAUUAUUAAAAUAUAGACUUUUUACUUGCAUUCAGUUGUGUGUGCCGAGUUAGUUAUAUACUCUGCAUAGUCUGCAACAACACAGUCACUCUGAUGUGUGGUUCGAUCAAAAUGAUGCAAAAUUACCUACGAAAACCACAAUGUAUCAGAUGUGAUGGGUCAUUUAAAUGAAGCAGUCCUCUACGAAACCUGUUAUGUCACUAUGAAUUGUGCGACCUCCCGUUUUCCAAUAAACGUUACUAUUAUUUGUCGCGUACUCGAAACUGAGAAUUGGACGCGAAAAUUCGGAUGACUCAGAGAUACUAAUACGAGUAAGUGUAUUUAGUAUGUCUGGCAUUUAAUGAAUCAGAAAAUUACAAGAAAAAUUAAGGUCUUGGCAGUACUACGUUACGCGAAAUCGAAGUCUGACUGAAAUGUUCCGUAAUUUUACGUUACGUGUCAGAGACUACGCUGAAGGCAAUCAGUUAUGGACUUAGUGUAUGCUGUCGAUCUACUAUCCAUGAAAAUAAGAAGAUAAUUCGAGCUACAUCAGAAGAUAUUCAGAGCAGAGAUUUUAUUUAUGCUCACUGCCAGAAAGUCUCGUUUGUCUUUCAUUGUGUGUAAAAAUGGAGGCGUCAGUUAGAAUGGAAACG
Schistocerca cancellata (South American locust) is the source of this 3898-nucleotide messenger RNA. Its product is annotated as zinc finger protein 628-like. The transcript is spliced from 5 exons. NCBI's taxonomy places the organism in Eukaryota, Metazoa, Arthropoda, Insecta, Orthoptera, Acrididae. The coding region runs from base 11 to 2017 and encodes 668 amino acids. The record is from RefSeq and is a predicted model, not a curated record.